Molecule: messenger RNA, 4301 nt
Organism: Planococcus citri (citrus mealybug)
Lineage: Eukaryota; Metazoa; Arthropoda; Insecta; Hemiptera; Pseudococcidae
Exons: 5
Coding region: 120-869 (249 amino acids)
Source: RefSeq, a predicted model, not a curated record
UCACACGAAGCUACGGGUUAGUUUACAUGUUUCUGCCAAAUUUAUACCUCUGCAUUGCUCCUUAGCAGCGGAGACUCGCGUAUUUCUCGAUUUUGAAAUUUUUUCGCACAUUAUCGAGAAUGUUUAUACAUGAUUUUUUUACAUAUUUGGCUCUGGUGUUAUUUUUUAUUGAAUAUGUAUUGGCUAGAUCAGCCACAACCACCGACGACUUAUUGGGAAACGUGACAAUAUUAGAAAAAUGCAAAGCUCGAGAUUUUUUAAAAGACUGCCUAGGACAAUUAUCUCCCAUACUGAAACACACGGAGCAUGGCAUACCAACAUCUAAAGAAGAUGUCGAUGUACUUUGCAAAGCAUUCAAAACAGGCAUGAAAUGCGUCGACGAUUAUUCCUCAUCGUGUUUAUCCAACGAACAAAAGAAAAGUAUCGAGAAUAACGUUAUGGGAGCGAAAUACACGUUCAAGUUCUUAUGCGACGAUGCACGUUUUCAAACUGAAUAUUUAAAAUACACCACUUGCCUUCGUGGCAUAAAAGAUAACUGGAAUGCUUGCGCUAAUCAAUUCGUUGCUCUAGUAAAAGAAGAAUUCGCAAGAAAAAAUGUUUCAAAGGCAUCUCGUUUACUCGAAAUUUGUUGCGCCAGGCAUGGUUUUAUAAAUUGUGUUUUAGUAACAACCAGGUUAAAAUGCCGUAAAGAGGAAACGUUAUUCAUAACGAGGAUUGCCGACACCUUAUCAAAUACCAGGGUAUAUGGUCCUCAUUGUAAAAGUAUCAACGUCACCUUAUGUAGUUCAGCAGAACCUUGUUUAAGAGCUCCUAUUUUAUUAAUGGUUUCAGCAACGAUUGUUUCGAUUUGUAAAUUAUUUUACGGUUAGUUAAACCGGCUUACGCGACGUUAUAAAUUUUUUUCCGGCAGCGUACGUAAGCAAUACCGUAAAUCUGAAAAAAUUACCAACUUAGUAAGAAAACGUAAUAUUUCAACGAAAUGGCACCUAUUUUGUAACUGAAAUAAAGGUGUAAAAAUGAUUAACGAUCACCGCGAACAAUGCUGAAAUGGAUGUUUAAUUUUUCAGCACCGAGUAAAACAACCGUGAAGUUGAAAUGUAGCUCGAUUUAGAUUAUUUAAAAGCCGCGAUGUCUGUUUGGUAAACGGAUUUUUCAACAACCGUUUCUGCAAGUUUCCUCUAUUCAUCUGUGUGAAGUUUGGCAAAAGACUUGUGUACGUCGUCGUGUAAUAUGUAUUAUUUUGUGCUUGAACGAGUACCUCUGCCUACGUAUACGUAUAUUGGGAAAAUAUGUGUGAUGAAAUAAAUUACCCACUUAUUUGAGUACAAAUUGCAAUCAGAAUGCUCGUAUUGUUCUAUCAAAAAAAAAAAGUAAGAAAUGUGUCUCUGCAGGUUAUAGUCCAUUAAAUAUGAUGGAAGCGUGUAAUUUUUAGGUUUUAUAAAAUGUAAAGUUCAUAUCGUUUUUUACUAUCGCAAUUUUCCAAAAUUAAAAAUUUAUGUAAGUAAACGAGCUCGUUGUAUUUUUUUUAAAAAAGGUUUUUUCAAAUUGAUCACAAUAAUUUAAAGUAGAACUGAAAAUUCAUCUCACGAUUACUAACUUGAAAAUUUUUUAAGGCUCAUUUUCAGACUUGAGUAAUUUUUUUGAAGUCAAGACUCCGUUUCCCUAUACAGUGAUUCACAAUGAUUCUGGGACAACUUCCUAAAUCCAUCAUCCCGAAUGACCAUUCCUCCAAACAAAUUUUUCCUAAACGUUUUUUUCAUGACUUGAAUUUCUGGAUCCGAUUUUCGAAAUUGAUAUUUCUCGGACGACUGUACCCCUGAAUGAAUUUCCCUUCAAAAAUUGAUUUCCAAAUGUAAAAAUUUAUUGCAAUUUUGGUUUUAAAAAAACAAAAAAACAAACUUUUAUGCAAUUUUGGCAAGGAAAAAGUAGGUAGGUAAGACUUCUAGGAAAAUCAUGACAAGAAAAAAAAACAGGCCUCUCUAGGAUUUUGGGGGGAAAAGUAGAACUUUUAAUGAGUAAAUAAUUUUUAUGAAAACUGAUUUUUUGCUAAAAAAAAAAAAAGAAGCAAGAUUGUCUGAAAUUUUGAUCAAAUAAAGGUAUAAUUUUCUGUAAUUUUGGCAAACAAACAAGAGUUUUUGGUGGUAAGUACCUGAUUUUUUUUUCAAAUCCUGGCAAUUUUGAUAAAACAUGUUUUUUUUAACUUUUAUAAAAAGGUAGGAUUACUUGCAAUUUUGACAAAAAAAGUAAGACGAUUUGUUAAUUCUGAUUUUGCAACUUUAACAAAAAAAGAAACACUUUUUUGGCAACAAAAAAAGGAAUAAUUUCUAGAAAUUUUGACAGAAAACAGCUGACUUUUACUCAUUUUGAUCAUUUUGACAACAAACAGAUUUUUCUGAGUAGUUUUGAUGAAAAAGUAGGAUUUCUGCAAAUUUUAAUUCAAAAAAAAAACUAAGCUUUCAUUUUCUUCAAAGCUUUUUCUUUUUAGAAGACAAUUGCUACUGUAAUCCACUCGUAAUAUGCAAUUUUCGCGUAUAAUACACAAAACUUUUUUGAAAAGCGUUCAUUUUGGCAAGUGGAUAAUUCAAAAAAAAUUUAAAAUAAUCAAAAAUAUAAUUUUUUCAAUGGGAAUGGAUUUUUGAAUCAUAUUUUAUGCUGAACAAAAAAAGUACCAACUUUGAAAUUUAAAUUGGGUUUGGCUUUUAGCAUAAAAUUUGAAGUUGGAUGUUGAAUUUCAUUUUGAAUUUAUGAAUUUUUGAAAAUAUGAUAAUCCAAAAAUCCGUUAGAGGCUCUAGAAUUGCUCGAAACUAUCACAAAUCGACUGGAGAUGUUGAAAAUAGGACACAAACCAAAUUCCAGCCUGCCAUGUUAAUUUGUUCAAAUUUUAAUUUUUUUUUUUUGUACGAAAUAAUGUGCCAAAUUAAAAAUAAUUCGCCAAAAAUCCAAAAAUAAAUUUCAGCAGCUACAACUUUUGCUGAUGAUGCACAUUGAGGUCAUUUCCGAUUCUCCUUUGCCCAAUCCAAACAUUUUCAUGACUGUUGGAGUACAAUAUUCCUUUGGAAGAAAUUUCGAAAAAAUGUCUUUAAAAUACAGAGAUGCAAAUGGAAAUUGAUUUUUGUUUCAAUUAUUUCUUGUUGAAAUAUUUGUUUUAAAAAAAUAUUUUCGUUUUUGUGUGUUUUUUUUUUUUUCAUACUCAAAACUUUCAAUUUGUGUACCUAUCUACCUAAGUACUAACAUUUCUUGAAUUAGCUCCUGAAAUUUAGGAAAUAUACCUAUAGUUUGGUUUGACGAAAUAUCAAAUUUAUGCCAGGAUUUGCAGAACUCGGAAGUUCGAAUAUUGAAGUUUAGCAAAACUCGAUUUGGAUUACCUAGUUCGUAAUAUAGUUUUCAAAGUAUGUACACCUUUCUUACUAUCAGAAACUUAUUCAAAAUCAUUUUCAUCACCUUCAAAUCUCAUCUGCUCCUUCAAAUUCCUGAAUGUUUGUCCAUUGAACACGUGCCCGCAGGCCUUGCAUACUUAGAUGUCAUCUCAUUCGCUUUAGCUCCUCCACCUCCAUCUAAUUUUUUUUCAAAAAUAUGAAACGGUUUCGAAGAUGAUGAACUUUCUAAUCACCUACUUACGUCAAAAUUCUCAAGUAUUCUACGAAGAAAUAAUCAAAAAUUAUGUUAAUCAAGAAUGGCAAAACGAGUGGAAUCAAUUCAACUCGAACAAUAUCUACCAUUUUUUAAUUGAAAACCAAAUAAAAUAAAUCUCGGAAUGAAAAACUGAUGGAAAACUGAUGGAAAACUGAUGUGAAAAUUUUCGUGCACGAGUUGAUACCGAAAUGUCGUAAAAGAACAAACCAACGUUGAACGUUUCUACUUAAAUGAUCGAUUAUGUAAGAAAAGAAGAAGAAAAAAAUUCAUCUCGAAGAUAACAGAAGGAACGUGUGUUUCAGCUAGUUUCAGCUCUUGGCAAGGCAUUUUGUUUGAUUUACAAUAGAAAAAUAAAUAAUAUAGGCUGUGGGGGUCUACAUAUAAUACUCUAUACCUACCUACGUACUCGUAGUAUAAGAUACACUAUAAUUCUUCCAACGAAUUGUGUUUAUGUAAGGAAAGCUCGCUUAUGUAUCGAAGCUACGAAUAAUUGUUAAAGAAAUCGAUGUGCAUUUUUAUUGGUAUAUGUUCUAUUGUAUGGGAGAAAAAGAAAAUGUAUUAGGUUUAUUUAAUAUUGUGUACAGAUAUUUGAUUUUUAUACGUUCUUUACCGCGAGUAAAUAUUUUGUAAACUUGGUAUAACAAUUUUAAUAAACGACGUUUAAUGUU